CUAUUAAUUCAUGGCUCCCAUGGGAGACAAUGUUGUUGUGUCCAACAUGGAACUGGAGAGGUUGCUUAGCAUGAAAGGAGGCAGAGGAGAGGCCAGCUAUGCCAACAAUUCCCAAGCACAGGCCAUACAUGCCAAGUCCAUGCUUCAUCUUCUGAAGGAAGCCCUAGACAGAGUUGAGCUUCAUGGUGGUGACACGGCAUUUGUGGUGGUGGACUUGGGGUGUUCAUGUGGCAGAAACACCAUCAACGUGGUGGAUGUGAUAAUCAAACACAUGAUAAAGCGUUAUGAGGCCUUAGGGUGUUACCCACCUGAGUUUUCUGCUUUCUUCUCAGACCUUCCAAGCAAUGACUUCAACACACUCUUUCAACUCCUUCCUCCACUAGCCAACCAUGGCGUUAGCAUGGAAGAGUGUCUUGCUGCCAACAACUACCGCUCCUACUUUGCCGCCGGAGUUCCCGGUUCUUUCUACCGGAGACUUUUUCCGGCGAGGUCCGUUGAUGUUUUCCACUCAGCCUUUUCUUUGCAUUGGUUAUCUCAGGUCCCAGAAUCUGUGCUGGACAAGAGGUCAAGUGCAUACAACAAAGGGAAGGUGUUUAUACAUGGUGCUGAUGAGAGCACAGGAAAUGCCUACAAGAAACAAUUCCAAACAGACUUAGCAGGCUUUUUGAGUGCAAGGUCAGUGGAGAUGAAGAGAGGGGGGUCCAUGUUCUUAGUUUGCCUGGGUAGGACUUCAGUGGACCCCACAGACCAAGGUGGGCCUGCCCUUCUUUUUGGGACCCACUUUCAGGAUGCUUGGGAUGAUCUUGUCCAAGAGGGAUUAAUUAGCCAAGAAAAACGAGACAGGUUUAACAUUCCAGUUUAUGCAGCAAGUCUGCAAGAUUUCAAGGAAGUGGUUGAAGAAAAUGGGUCAUUUGCCAUAGACAAGCUUGAGGUAUUCAAAGGAGGAAGCCCACUUGUGGUGAACCAACCAGAUGAUGCCAGUGAAGUAGGAAGGGCAUUAGCCAACAGCAUUAGAACCGUGUCUGGAGUCCUUGUUGAUGCUCACAUUGGUGACAAACUCAGUGAGGAGUUGUUUCUUAGAGUGGAACAAAGAGCCACUAGUCAUGCCAAAGACCUAUUAGAGCAACUACAGUUAUUUCACAUUGUUGCAUCCCUUUCUUUGCUCAAUCAUUAG
Abrus precatorius (Indian licorice) is the source of this 1174-nucleotide messenger RNA. Its product is annotated as indole-3-acetate O-methyltransferase 1-like. Gene Ontology annotation, molecular function: S-adenosylmethionine-dependent methyltransferase activity. Gene Ontology annotation, biological process: methylation. The transcript has 4 exons. The record is from RefSeq and is a predicted model, not a curated record. The coding region runs from base 11 to 1174 and encodes 387 amino acids. NCBI's taxonomy places the organism in Eukaryota, Viridiplantae, Streptophyta, Magnoliopsida, Fabales, Fabaceae.